This is a messenger RNA of Parnassius apollo (apollo), 8331 nucleotides long. The record is from the annotation of a GenBank genome assembly. Lineage: Eukaryota; Metazoa; Arthropoda; Insecta; Lepidoptera; Papilionidae.
AUGUUCAAAGUAUCAAUUGCUUUGGGCUUUAUGCUCAUAGCAGUAGUCAGCGGUGACUACCCAGUUUCUUGGUACAGAGAAUUUGAAGAGAUAACACCAGUUAGUGAAGAAACCGUAGCCAGAAGUAAUGAGACAGCUUAUAGACUUCCUCAAAAUGUAGUACCACUUGAGUAUGAUAUUUAUAUUGAUCUUUAUUUCGCUGAAAGAACGGACAGGCCAUUUAGUUACGAUGGAAAAACAUACAUUAUUAUUCAGGCACUCGAAGAAAAUGUAACACAAAUUGUACUCCACGCUAACGUAGAUUCUGUUAACGCUGUCAGCGUUUUAACGUCAGGUCUACCAGUGGCGCUGAAUGCUUUAGAACCAUUCACUAUUGAGCCUCAGUACCACUUCCUGAAGAUCAAUUUGCAGCAGACUUUAGCAGUACGUACCAACUACAGCCUCAUGAUAGACUAUUCAAGUACUAUGAAUGAAGGUCCGUUGAAGCGUGGUAUUUGGAGAGGGUGGUAUACAGACGACAACGGUAAUGAAAGUUUAAGCGACAACCGUGUUCGCGACAACUUUUAUGAAACACCUAUAAUGUCUUCAUAUCUUGUAACGUUCCUCGUCAGCGAGUCUUUUGUUGUAAUCGCUCAAGACACUUCAUUUGAACCUCCAAUCAGAAUUAUUGGUAGAUCUAACACCGUUGGGUUAGGAACACAAGCUUUGGAAUUAACUGUCGACACAGCUAAAUACCUUGAGGAAUACUUUGGAAUACCGUAUUCUGAACUACAUCCUUAUUUGAAUAAUGAUCACGUUUCCUCUCCUGAUUGGGCGUCUGCGGGCACGGAAAACUGGGGUAUGGUAAGUUAUAGGGAACUUUAUAUGAUCUUAGAUCCACUAGAGACUAUCAUGUCAAUCGAACAUUACGCAGCAACGUUGAUCACACACGAACUGGCGCAUAAAUGGUUUGGCAAUUUGAUCACUUGCUACUGGUGGAGUAACACUUGGAUCAAUGAGGGCUUCGCGAGUUAUUUCGGAUAUGCAGCCACACAUGAGAUAUUCCCUCGGUACGAACAUAAUGAUCAUUUCAACUCCCGUUACCUACAAACAUCGCUGUCCUUCGACUCUAGUGUCUCCUCUGUACCAAUGAACCACGACGUGAAUACACCAGCUCAGGUCACCGGACAUUUUGGUACAAUCAGCUAUUCGAAAGGGGCUUCUUUUAUACGGAUGAUAGUUGAUUUGAUUACUCCAGAAACAUUUAAAAAGGCUUGCCAGUACUUCCUACGUAACAACGCUUACAAAGCAACGGAUCAGUACGAUUUGUAUAACGCCUUAGUCCAAGCAACCGAAGAAGAUGGCACUUUGGAAGAAUAUGACAAUUUUGACUUCGCUGAGUACUACCGCGUAUGGGUUAACGAGCCAGGCUACCCGUUACUGACGGUGGAAAUCGAUCAUGCAACUGGUCAAAUAUCAGUUAGUCAAGAAAGAUUCUUCCUUAGCGCUUCUGCAACACCUACUGAGCAACUCUACCCGAUCCCUAUUACGUUCUCAACAAAAAGCGACCCCAAUUUCAAUAAUUUGAAGCCGUUUUACAUGAUGUCAUCAAAAGAAGCUACGUACACGAAAACAGCGACAGAGGAGUGGGUGAUUUUUAAUAAUUUACAACAUGGACAUUACAGAGUGACAUACGAUGAAAAGUCUUGGAACUUAAUUGAAGAUGCAUUGCUAAACGAGCCCGAAUCAAUACAUUAUUUAAAUAGAGCGCAGAUAGUUGACGAUGUUUUCGCCCUUAUGAGAUCGGAAAGAAUGACCUACGAUUUUGGUUUUAAAAUACUAAGAUUCCUCCGCAAUGAAGCAAAUUAUCAUGUUUGGAAUCCAGCUAUCAGUGGAUAUACUUGGCUUCGUAAUAGAUUGAGACACAUUCCCGAAAGCCAGGCUAUCUUUGACGCCUUCAUUUUAAGUUACAUGGAACACGUUAUCGAUACAUUGGGUUUCGAUGUGGACGAAAACGAGAGUCCCACCAUUAGUUUGACUCGGCAACAAAUUUUACAUUUCGCUUGUGCGCUUGGUCAUGAAAAAUGUGUUCAGGAAUCCCGUGAGAGAUUUGUUGCACUCAGAAAUAACAACAGUUGGGUAGAUCCGAAGAUACGUCGCAAUGUGUACGUGACUGGCAUCAGAGAAGGCGAUCAAGUUGAUUUCGAGUUUCUACAAAACCGUAUGUUAAAUUCUAACUUUGCGAACGACCAGCUGGAAAUGUUGCGGGCACUGGGUGCUGCAAAAGACCCUGAACUUCUCACGCAAUAUUUACAACUCACAUUGACGAAAGCUGUUAGACCGCAUGAUAAAGUUAAUUCAUUCAACUUCGCUCUGUUGGGUAACCAGGAAAACGCAUACACUGUUCUUCAGUUUGUAAAAAACAAUAUCAACGAGAUGAGAGUGGCCUACGUAGAAGAUUCCCCUCCUAAUCCAGUUCACUCAUGCUUAUCCAACCUCGCAGCAUAUCUUGAUGAACCAGGAUUGGUAGAGUAUGAAGACUGGCUGCAAAGUACUCAAAACGACUCCCUACAGUUCAGCACAGCUAUUUCAGCAAUAACCUCCGCACGUAACAAUAUGGCCUGGGGCACGGCAAAUGCUGAAACCAUAUUAGCAGCAGCCAGGGAUGGUGCUGUUCACAAGAACGGAAAUAUGUUUUUAUUGUUAAGGCUGGCAAUAUUGCCACUUUUGAUGGCUUUUGUCAAAGCUAAUUUUCCUUUGGAUUUCCAAGAGACAUUUUUACAAAUUGAAAGAGAAGAUUCUAAUACAGUUUACCGCUUACCCGAAGAUCUGGAUCCCAUUCAUUAUAAUAUAGAAGUGACGCCGUAUUUCGAAGCAACUGAAAAUAAAGACGCUUUCACUUUUGACGGUGAAGUUACAAUUUAUGUCAGGGCCACAAGAGACGGCAUCAGCUCCUUAAUAGUUCAAGAAAAUGUUCGGGAAAUAAUAUCGGUCACUCUUACCGAUGAAGCGGGAAUACCUAUUGCCGUUAAUGCAUCAAAUCCUUUUGAACGCCUUCGUCAAUAUCACUUCUUGAAAAUCAAUUUACAAGAUGGUGUCACAUUAGAGAACGGUCGUGUUUAUAGACUGAAUAUAGUUUACUUAGGAAACAUUAACGAAACGCCCUUGUCUAGAGGAGUCUUUAGGGGAAGUUACACAGGGAACGAUGGAAGACUUCACUGGUAUGCAGCAACACACUUACAGCCAACUAACUCUAGACAAGCUUUUCCCAGUUUCGAUGAGCCUGGCUUUAAGUCAACUUUUAAUAUUACCAUCAAUCGUCCCGCUCAUUUCACAACUACUUUCUCCAACAUGAGGAUUGCUGAAACCAUACCCAUGGGUGACCGAGUAAAGGAAAUAUUCCACACAACACCACGAAUGUCGGCUUAUCUUGUGACGUUCCAUAUUAGUGAAGAAUUUACAGUUAUAGCGGACAACAAUGAUACUGCAAGAUCUUAUCGUAUACUUGCACGCCCAAAUGCUCAGGGACAAGGAGCAUACGCCUUGGAAGUUGGACCACCGCUAACCAGUUGGCUCUCGGAAUAUUUAGGGAUUGAUUAUUAUACGAUGGGAGAAGAUAUGAAAAACGAUCAAAUUGCUACUCCUGAUUGGGCUUCUGGUGCUACGGAAAACUGGGGCCUAGUUUCUUACAGAGAGCUUCGAUUACUUUACGAAGAAGGUGAAACUAAUGUCCUGGACAAAAAAAGUAUAGCAACUAUCACAGCUCAUGAAUUGGCUCAUAAAUGGUUUGGCAACCUCGUGACUUGCAGAUGGUGGGAUAAUGUUUGGAUUAACGAAGGUUUCGCUAGCUAUUUUGAAUAUUUUGCUAUGGAUGGGGUAGACCCUUCAAUGGAAUUAGAAGAUCAAUUCAACGUAUUUUACCUACAAAACGCUCUAUCAGCCGACGCUUUAGCAUCAACGAGGGCCCUACAGCAUACUGUUAAUACUCCGACCGAAGUAACAGGACACUUCUCUGGUAUAAGUUAUACUAAAGGCGCAUCUCUAUUACUAAUGCUGAAACAUUUUGUUACGGAAAAUACCUUCAAGAAAGCUUUAAACUACUUUUUAGUUGACAGGUCAUAUGAGCACGCUUUUCCUUCGGACCUCUACAAUAGUUUCGCCACAGCUGUAGCCGAAGACUCCGUCUUAGAUAGCGAUGUCAAUAUAACAGAAUUUAUGCGUUAUUGGGUUGAAGAACGUGGAUACCCAGUCUUGAACGUUGAUGUUAAUAUGAAUACUGGAUUACUUACCCUAACUCAGGAGCGUUUCUUCAUCAGUGCCACCGCAGAACCAACUGAUCAGUUUUGGCCACUUCCACUGACGUUCACAAGUGGCAACAAUCCUGACUGGAACAACCUUCGACCAUCUCACCUAAUGAAUAAUAAGACAUAUCAAAUACAAAAAGAGGCCGGCCAUGAAUGGGUUAUUUUCAAUGUGCAGCAGAAAGGUAUUUAUAGAGUCAAUUACGACACCCACAAUUGGGAAAUGCUGGCCAGUGCUCUAAAAGAAAAUCGGGAGAGCAUACAUUACUUGAAUAGAGCUCAGAUUGUUGAUGAUAUUUUUGCUUUGAUGAGGUCAGAAAGGAUGACGUACGAGCUUGGUUUCCACGUUUUAGAAUUCUUAAAAUCUGAAACGAACUUCUUUGUUUGGUAUCCAGCAAUUAGUGGAUUUACGUGGCUAAGGAAUCGGUUUUUGCACUUGCCCGAUACAUUGGCAGAAUUUGAUGCAAUCCUUUUAGAAUAUUUAGAAGUGGUAAUCAAUGAUCUUGGAUAUGACGUCAGUGAAAAUGAAUCCUUAACAACUACUUUAAACAGAUUGUUCGUAAUGGCAUUUGCUUGCAACAUCGGCCACGAAGGUUGCGUGAAUGAUGCGAUAGAGAAAUACAAUGCUUUGACAAAUAACGGAGUAAGCGUCAACCCUAAUCUGAGGAGACACGUAUUCUGCGAAGGUGUUCGUGAUGGUGACUAUGCAGCAUGGCUUUUCUUGUACCAGCGAAGAAUUAACUCUAAUAAUCAAGCUGAUCAAGUCGCCAUGCUUAGAGCUUUGGGAUGCACGAAGAACGAACAAGCUAUACAAGAGUUUCUAGAAAUGGUUUUGAGUGACGAUGUCAAAGCUCAGGAUAGAGUAAACGCUCUGACCUUCCUUUAUGCUGGCGAUCGGAACAAUGCUAAGGUAGCACUGCAAUUUAUGAAAGAAAAGAUCGACGAUAUUAGAGAAGCAGUCGUUUUACCGGCUUGGUUCCAAAGCGUCCUUAGUAACUUGGCCAGUUACUUAGACGAGGAGGGUCUUCAAGAUAUGGAAGCUUGGCUUCUCGCGAACCAGUCGAACAUUCCAGAAUUCCAGACUGGAUUAAACGCAAUCGCCUCUGUCCGAACUAAUAUGCAGUGGGGCACGGAUAGAGCAGAUAUGAUUCUAAAAGCGGCAAGAGGUUCAGCCGUUACAGUAUUACCUACCGUUAUGCUGUUGUUGACGACAUCUAUUUUUACACAACAUAUUGUCGAAGCAAACACGUCAGCAAUGCUUCGACACUUCAUAAAAUUGUUCGCCGUGUGUUUAAUAUUCAGAAAUGUUAGCUGCGAUACAAAUUACAGGCUCAAUACGACAAUUGUACCGUCAAAGUAUUCUAUAUUAAUUACACCCUAUUUUGAUACUGGAGAUGAUAAGGCAUUUACUUUCGACGGUGAAGUGAAUAUACAAUUUACUACUACAUCUAAUAUUAAUAUAAUUAAGAUACAUUCGCAAAAUUUGACAUUCUCCGCUUCAAAUAUAACUUUAACUAGUGGUUCAGAGACAGUCGCUUUGAAUCCAGAAAACGCGCUCCAGUUUGAUGAAAAAUAUACAUUUGCCAUAAUAAGCUUACAAAAUGAACUUCAGAUUGAAAAAGAAUAUAAUUUAAAUAUAGUAUAUAAAGGUAUAAUAAGAAAAGACUUGACUGGAUUCUAUAGAAAUUACUAUUUUGAAAAGGGGGUAAAAAAAUGGUUGGGCGCAACUCAGAUGGAACCUACGCAUGCGAGGAAAGUGUUUCCAUGUUUUGAUGAACCCGCGUUGAAAGCAACUUUCACAUUGACUAUUGAUAGACCAGCGGACUACCAGCCUUCUCUGACGAACACUAAAUUGAACCAGACAAUUACACUAUCAAAUGGAUACAUUCGGGAAGUAUUUUCGCCUACACCAAGGAUGUCGACAUAUCUUGUGGCAUUCCUCGUUUCUGAGUUUGAAGCUGCAGCAAAUAUCACAACAGAUGGAAACGAGUUUGGCGUCUACACCAGACCUGAAGCAAAGAAUCAGAGCGCAUACGCAUUUGAUUUUGGACAAAGAGUUGUCAACGCUUUAGGGGACUAUUUCGGAAUAAACUAUUACUCAACAAAUAGCAAUUUAAGGCUGGAUCAUAUUGCGUUGCCGGAUUUUAAUGCAGGCGCUAUGGAGAAUUGGGGUUUAAUUAAAUACAGAGAAGCACUGUUGUUGUAUGUGCCUGAAGAUUCUACUCCAUACUACAAGUACAGAGUAGCGCAAAUAGUGGCUCACGAAACAACACACAUGUGGUUCGGAAACCUUGUGACAUGCCAUUGGUGGAGCAACACAUGGUUGAAUGAAGGGUUUGCCAACUACUUCCAAGAUUAUAUUACUGCUAUGAUUGAAUCGGAAUUAGGAUCAGCUGAUUUACUUGUGACAGAUUCAGUUUACGCCGCCUAUAAUGCUGACGACACACCAGACUCAGCAGCUAUUACCAAUAUUAAUGUUAACUCCCCGGCUGAAAUCAGUGGACAUUUUGGAACGAUAACGUAUCAGAAGGCUGGUUCGGUUAUAAGAAUGAUGCAUCACUUACUGGGGGACAAUGCUUUCAAAUAUGGUUUAAAUGCUUACCUCAAAGCCAAUGAAUUCGACGUAGGUUAUCCUGAUAAACUGUAUACAAGCUUUCAAGAUGGAGCUGCUAGGUUUAAUGCAUUAGCCACUUAUCCGGAAACUGACAUUACUAGUGUGAUGAGCUCGUGGAUUUCUCAAGCGGGUCAUCCGAUAUUGCACGUAGAUGUUGACUAUGAAGGAAACGCCAUUACUCUUACCCAAAAAAGAUUCUAUAUUAACUCUACGAAUGAAUCCGGAGAAUUGUAUAAAAUUCCCAUAACCAUGACGACAGGGCUAACACCGAACUUCAAUAUUACUAAACCUUCGUUUAUCAUGCAUAAUAGAACAGAAAAAAUUGACAUGCAACUAAAGAGUCCUGAAAGACAUUGGGUAAUUUUUAAUAUACAGGAGACAGGGUUAUACAGGGUGAACUACGACGUAGAUACCUGGCGACUUAUAGCUGCUGCCCUCAAAGGUAGUGACUGCGAGAAGAUUCAUCAUUUAAAUAGAGCUAAAAUUGUAAAUGAUUUGUUCGCCUUUUUAUACGCCGAUGAAGUAAAAUUUGAACUUCUGUUCGAAGUGUUAGAAUUUCUAGAAGAUGAAACUCACUACUCUGUCUGGAAUGCUGCAAUUCGUGGUCUCGAUAAAUUGAGAACGUCUUAUUUAGGAUCAGAAGCUUUGGAGCUUAUCGAGGACUAUGGGCUAAAAUUAAUCGAUUAUAUAAUAAAUAAGCUCGGGUAUGAAGUAAGGGCAUCGGAUGAUUUUGUGACGCUCAGAAAUCGGAUGCAAGUAAUGGAAUUCGCCUGUAAAUUAAAUCAUCAAGGAUGUAUAGACUUCACGGUUGCACUUUUUAGAAGAUUCAAAGAAAAUGGAACGGAGGUUUCACCGAGUCUCAGGCCUACAGUUUACUGUAAUGGUCUACGCUAUGGAAACGGCGACGACUACGAAUUUCUCUGGAGCCGCAUGUCCACAACAAACGUUGCUAACGAGGCCCGAAUUAUCGGAGAUGCUUUAGGUUGCUCGAGUGACAAAGACAAAUUGAAAAGGUAUCUAGUGUCAAUGUUAGUUGAAGACAGUCCAAUAAGAACACAGGACUUAACCGUACCUUUGACAAGUGUCUUGUAUAAUCACAGUAACGUCGACAUUGUUCUCGAAGGCUUGCAACAAAACUUCACUCUUUGGAAUGAAAUAUAUUCAUCCAUGGAUACCGUAUUGCCCACUGUUGCAAUGGCUUUACAUACUGAAGAGGAAUUCAGCAAUUUUGAAAACUGGCUAGCUUCAUGCUUGCAAUGUACUGAACAAUCAUUGAUCUCCGCUAGAAGCGCUUUAGUGAAGGCGCGAGCAUCUGCUGCCUGGGCUGAAGACCAUAAGGCCGAUAUAAUGAAAAGCCUUAAAAACUUCGGAACGACCGUCUCUGUAUCAUUUGCUAUGAUUUUCACAAGUAUUAUGUUUACUCUCCUUAAUAUAUAA